CUUCAACUCAACUCAUGCAUAUAUUAUGCCCAACUCCAUUUUCACUUCUCAGGCGGCAAUUCAAAGUUGACUGUAGAUCAGUUCUCAUUAAACCAUAAUUAAGGUGAUAUGGACAAUAGAGUAAAAAAUAAAUAAUGAAAGAUGACCAAGUGGAUUAACCUGGGAAAGAGCAUCCGAGGAGGUACCCACGUUGCUCUCCAAUUUCUUUAUCUGCACCAAAUCCCUUGAAGAAGAUAAAGCCAGACAUUGAACGAUUGUAUUCAGCUGAUCGAAUUAAGGUUCUGUGAGGUUUGGAUGGUGAUAUUCAGUGCAAUAUUAGUUAAUCCAGAUGCGAUAGAGGAAUGAAAAGAUGUUGGAAGUAAGCUGCAAAAAAAUUUCCUUGUCAAUUGCAUUGUUAAAUCACUGUGUCGGUUUGGAUGAAGUUUCUGAUCACAAAGUGGUGUCAAUAGGAGAUUUCGUUAUGCAUUCAGUUCCAUUAGUUGCUCAUUUACUCUGGUUCUGAGUUUCCUCCCUGAAAAUAAUUGAUCACGAAUAGGUGUCAAUGGUAGAUUUCAUUAUGCAUUCAUUUUUAUCAGUAGCUUAUAGAAAGAACAAACAAACUGAGAUGUAUACUGUGAAGACAGAAAUAAACCUUAUAGACAGGGCAAAGCCACACUCCUAGGGCUGUCAAAAUGGUUUCGGGUUUUCGGUUUAACCCGAACCCGAACCACCAACAAGUGUAUGCGGGUUCGGUUUUUCGGUUUCAACCCGAGUCAAUGUACAUGUCGGUUUCGGUUUUAUAAACCCGAAACCCGAGAAGGAAACCGAAAACCCCGAGAGGCAUCUGAAGUGGAAAGGCUUCAGAGGCCCGAAUCAGUUCGUAUUGGCAUCCAAAGGACCACGCUCGCUGACCUUACCAAUAGCGUACAGGCAAGUGAAGUGGAAAGGCUUGGCAACUGGAAUUGGGCAUGAUGUCCGUUGAGCUGGUAAGCCAAACUUACGUCGGCAUUGAAGCAAGCGCUGCAGGGGAUGUAAUCGGAGAGAUCGCCUCUGCAAGAGGCGUCCAGCGCAGUGAAGGUUCCGACCUUCUGGACCCAAUCGGCGGCGGUGAUGAUCCCGGUACAGCUGAAAGCGUUGGAGACGAACUGAUUCGGGCCUCUGAAGCAGAGAGAGACCAAGGAAGGGUCAAUUUUUCCUCUUUAUACAUGAUUGUGGUUGGUGGGUAGCUUUACUUUCUGCUGCCGGUCUGUCGAUUUCGAAUCUGUGUUCAGUGCUCUGUUUUCGUUUCCCCUGCCUAUUGUUCUGGAAGCAGAGUGUAAUUGGGAAUUCAGUUUCAAAAAGGGGCAUCUCCUUUCUUCUCUACUCAUCUUUGUUAUCACAGUGGUAGGAUGACCAAUUUCUUGUUUCCGCCCAAUUUCUUGUUCUGGAUGGGUAAGGAUUGUAGUGAUUGAAGCUCUUAUGGAUUGAAACAUUUUGUUUACGCCCAAUUUCUUGUUACUGCAUUCAUUUUUUCAUGGUUACUUCAUUUUCACUUGCUUAAGUGUUAAGCCCCCAUUUGUUGGCUAUUUGAGAUGAUAGACCGCCAUGGAUGGCGAACUCUGAAGCUAACGAGCAUACAACAAGAUCCAAAUCUGACUAUUCUCCAAUCAGAAAAGUACAAAAAAAAAAAAACCGAAACGGUUCGGUUUCAUCCGAACCGGUUCGGUUUCAUCCGAACCGAACCAAAACCGUCAGCAUAAUUUUCGGGUUCCAGUACCCGAAACCCACAAAGUACAGUUUCGGGUUCGGUUUCGGGUUGUGUGACGCGGGUUCGGUUUUUCGGUUUUUCGUGGGUUUCGGGUUCGGUUACCCGACCCGAACCGAACCGACAGGCCUACACACUCCCCUAGCUUAUUGGAUUAAGAAAAGUUGAUUGUGUUA
This is a messenger RNA of Linum trigynum, 1899 nucleotides long. NCBI's taxonomy places the organism in Eukaryota, Viridiplantae, Streptophyta, Magnoliopsida, Malpighiales, Linaceae. The record is from the annotation of a GenBank genome assembly.